Messenger RNA from Manis pentadactyla (Chinese pangolin), 909 nucleotides. RefSeq names its product transmembrane protein 212 (gene TMEM212). The record is from RefSeq and is a predicted model, not a curated record. NCBI's taxonomy places the organism in Eukaryota, Metazoa, Chordata, Mammalia, Pholidota, Manidae.
AUGCAGAGCUUCUCCCAGGCUGCUGGCUAGAUUCUGGCUUCUCUGGGGUCUCUUACUGUAUUCUCUGGAGUUGCUGCUUUUUUCCCAGUCUUUUCUUACAAGCUUUGGUUCACUGGAUGGAGUGUCUGGAUUGCUUGUCCCAUUUGGAAUGGAGCUUUGGCCAUCACUACUGGUGUACUUCUGUCGGCUCACAACUAGUGGACCCAGAGAUACCUCGGGGAAGCUAGCUUCACCUUCUUGGUUCUGAGCAUUACGGGAUGCCUACUUCAGUUUGCUGGCCUGGGAUCUGCCCUCCUCAACUCAUACUGCUUCCACUCAUUCUUAGGAACUGCGGGCACCAAUUACCUUGGUUAUGCAGUCGCCUUUCCGUUUCCAUAUGCAAAAUUCCCACCAGUUUGUGUGGACCCACUGCACUGUGAAGUCCACCUGGCACUGCAGGCCUUUGGCCUGUGCCUGAGUUUUGCUGUGUUCUGUGUGUGCCUGACAACACUCAGCAAGCUUUCUGUGCGGCUCAUCUGGAAUGCACACAUAAAUGGGGCAAACGAGCACAAUGCAGAAUUAAGUCAAGAAACUCCAAGGCAAAACAACCAUAGCCGAGAUCGUCUGCAUUCCUGGUUCAACUGUAAUAAUGUGAUGGGAAAGGAAAGCGUCAGGAUGGCAGACACGCUGCAGCCCUCUCCUGCAGCCGCCCCCUGCAGCCACCUCCUGCAGCCAUGCUGCCCCUCCUCCACAGAAUGGGAUGGCUUCAUCUGCUUCCGUUGCAUUAUUUGUUGUUAUGAUUGGUGCAACAACUUUCAGAGGUAUCUCCAGAAGUGCACGUUUGAAGACCUGCCUGACUGUGAAUUUGGGCCAAAUGAGUCUCCUGGCAGGGUAAUCCCUGCACAUGGGGAGCCUCUUGUGGAUUUAUAA